UACUCACACGUAUGUCGUUUCAAGGGGAUAAACUGCUUAUUGGUCUCCUGAAAGUUAGUUAUGGCCUAUGGAGAACGGUAUCAGGACCUCUUAAGUUUUGGUGGGUGGUGAAUGGUGGAGAUGAUCAAAAGGAUAAUUCAGUGUAAGGAAACAAACUUACCUUUAAACAAUUUAGCAGGUUAGAAUUGGGGAUAAGGACUUUUCGGUAGGGAUGUGGGUUAAAAAGGGCUGUGAUGUUGGUAAAAGCCUAGCGGCAGAUAGUUGCCCAAAUUUGGUUGUCUAGCUGCAUAUAGUUGCUCCAUUUGGUUGUCUAGCUGCAUAUAGGUUGUCCCAUUUGGUUGUCUAGCUGCAGAUAGUUGCUCCAUUUGGUUGUCUAGCUGCAGGUAGUUGUCCCAUUUGGUUGUCUAGCUUCAGAUAGUUGCUCCUUUUGGUUGUCUAGCUGCAGGUAGUUGUCCCGUUUGGUUGUCUAGCUGCAGAUAGUUGCUCCAUUUGGUUGCCUAGCUGCAGGUAGUUGCUCAAUUUGGAUGAUAAUAAUAAUUUUAACAAGAAAUUGUUCAGAGCUUUUUGUUAUGCAUUAAAAAAAAAAUACAUUGUAAUAUUUUUUCUGAAAUGAAAACAUUAAUAUUUCAGAUUUUACUGACCAAUUGGGUCUGUCAUUUAAUGGUGGAAAUCAAUUCAUAGAACAUCCGGGCAUUAAUUUUGGUCAAUCUCAAUCAAUGGCUUUGUAGCUUAUAUGAAUAUAUAUAUAGUUUGUUUCUGUUUACACAUACCUGUUUUUAAACAUUGCUGCCCCAAAUAACAUUAUUGCCAUGGAUUCUUUGCUCGUGGAUGGAGAGAUAGGGUGUUUGUGAUUGUUCAUGGGAUUAUCGGGAGGGGGUGCGGGGGCCGGGGGGGGGGAGAUGCAGUUGUCUGUGAGAACAUGAACAUUGAAACCGGGCGAGCACCUGAACAACCAACAAACAUGUCAACUUGCCAGUUGGUAAACAAAACAUGUCUGGGUGUCGUGGUGUUGUUGGACUGGAGGAAACCUCUGGCCAUAAUGUCCAGGCGUGUUGUUAAUGAUGAUUAAUGCUGGCCGCCGAUGACAUGUAGAAAACUGUGAUUGCCUGCCAUGUGCAUGGUUUUUCCCCUCCAGACCCCCCUUUUUAAUGUGUGAUAUUAUUUUUUUCGUUUUUUUUUAUUGUGUGGUUCUUAUUCUGUUGUCAUAAAUGAGUAUAUUUAGAUUGUGCAUAUAUAUAUAUAUAUAUAUGUAUAUGUAUAUGUAUAUAAAUAUAUGUGAUAUAUAUAUAUAUAUACAUAUAUUUAUAUUAUAUUGAAAAGUUGUUAAUUUAUUUUGAGAUUCAGUUGAUGUUUUUAAAAAUACAUUUUUUCCCCCAAAUUUUACCAAGUACAUAUUUUUUAUUUUAAGGGGUUAGUCAGUUAAUUUGUUUCUGCAGCUUCUGUUUUCCUCAUCCAUUACCCAUCAUUAUACACUCUUUUUUAAAAAAAGAAAACAAACUUUUUAAACCCGUCAACCUGUGGUGUAGCACCUUCUUUCCUGGUACUGCCAGACAUUAAAUGGUACACCCCAAGUUAGCACCUUCUUAUGUUAGGUCAAAGUGAACUUUUUAAAUGUUUGGUUUUCAUGAUUUGUUAUAUUUUUUCCCCUCAAAAUGCCACUUCAUUCAAGUGUGGGCCCCAUCUAGUUAUAAGGUGCUUUUUACGUUGUGUUUCAGCUGUAGGCCACUUCAUUCAAGUGUGGGCCCCAUCUAGUUAUAAGGUGUUUUUUUACAUUGUGUUUCAGCUGUAGGCCACUUCAUUCAAGUGUGGGCCCCAUCUGGUUAUAAGGUGUUUUUUUACGUUGUGUUUCAGCUGUAUGCCACUUCAUUCAAGUGUGGGCCCCAUCUAGUUAUAAGGUGUUUUUUACGUUGUGUUUCAGCUGUAUGCCACUUCAUUCAAGUGUGGGCCCCAUCUAGUUAUCUAGUUAUAAGGUGUUUUUUACGUUGUGUUUCAGUUGUGAUACUUUUUUUCAAACUAAAAAAUAAAACUCUAUUGAGGUUUAAGUUUAAGGAAUUAAAAAAUGUCCUUCUCUGGGGAUUUCGGUCAUGAUUAAGAAAUGGAAUGAGUCCAUUAAACCCACGGUAAGAAGCCCUGAGUAGCUAAUAAAUAGUUAAUGGUGGGUGCUGACAGAGAGGAGGGAAGGAAACACCUGGAGUCAUUUAGUCAGCUGGUUAGAGAAAUGAGGUUACUUGCUCCUGGGGUAAUUACAUGUAAUUGACUUAAGUUUCAAUAAUCAUUAUAGGAUUAACUCGGAUUAUGAACUACACCAAAUAUUGAAAUAAGUUUCCAUCUAACGAUAUAAUCAACAAGUAUAAUGGCACGGAGACUGUAAGGGGUAGGUGGGCAGAAUUAGGGAGGGGAAAUAACUCAGAUAUCCGUAAAAAUCGUUUCCCUUGGCACCUAGCAUCAUUCACGGAUUUCACCUUGAUUAAAAUCAUGUCACUUAUUUGAGUCCAGGUUUGAUUACCUUUCAAAUAAUCUUUUUUAAAGUGUGUUUUUAUGGGGUUUUUUAAAUUUCAUUUUUACAAUAGUUAUUAGAUAAAAUAAACAACACUUUACAACCUUAAUUUGAAAAAAUGUUAACAUAAAUCUGUGAUUCAUUGUUAGGCUAUUCACCCUUAUUUUUAAAUAUAAGAAUUGGAAAUUUUACCAAUAAUAGGUAAGUGCCUGCCACCAAUCAUUUUCUGAGCAUCACGUUAAAAAUACGGUGCUUAUUUUUAAAUUAUAUUAUUUUGGCAUCAUUAGUAUGUGCAUCAUGGUUGUUUCUCUUACUCUUGUUCAUGCAUUUACUAUCACUCUCCUCUCGCUCUCUCCUCCCGCUCUCUCCUCCCCUCUUUCCUCCUUCUUUCUCACUCUGCUCCCUCUCUCUAUUCCCUCUCACUCUUCCCUCUAUUUUCCCUCUCUCAUCCUUCUCACUCCCCUCACUCCCUCUCCUCCCUACCCUCUCCUCCCCUCCUUUCACACUCCCCCUCUCUCGCUCUCCACCCUCUCUCUCUCUCACUCCUUUCCUCUCUCUAAAAAUACAUCUUAGUGCACCAAGUAUAAGCUAAAUUUUAGGAUACUGUUAGUACUAUUUUCUCUGCCUCGUUCUACCUUUUUGUAUAAAUUAAGAAAUAGAAGCAUUCCUUCUAUUCCAUGACCUCAUUGAGUGAUCUGGUAAGGCAAAUAAGUUUGCACCUUUAUCCCUCAAUAUUCCCACAAUCUGAACAUUAUUCCUGUUCUUGAAUCCCAAAAUCUGAUGAAUAUUCCUGGCGAGGAACCCCCAAGUUUGACCAAUAAAUUGAUCCUGCCUAGAAAUCUAGCGUCUGCUGGGAUUCAUUACUGAGCUGGCAGGCAUAGGUCCAUGGUUCUCCAAUCCAGUGGUCCCAUCCGGCAGUCCAUAUUUACUGCUAGUUUACCUGAGCUCCACUUAUUCUUCAGUUGUUGUUGAAGGGUUGCAGUUUGAUUGGAGACUUAAAAGAAACAACAGCAGCACACCAUGUGCCAGUUGAUAGUUGGCUGUUUUGAGUUUAUGUAUGCACCAUCAUGCUGCCUGUGCACAAUUGUUUAAUUUCUCAUAAAGAGCCGGUUACUGCAAUACAUGCCUUUAAUAUUCAGCUAUUUGAGUCUAGUCAACUUUUGCUCUGCUUCAUAAAUUAUAUUAUAAUACUCUGUGGGAAGGCAUUAGAUCAAAUGAGUGUCAUUUUUGUUUAACAUGGGGAAAAAAAAGUGUUUAAUUGAUGUAUUCUCUAACGUUUCCAAUGGUGUUUCCAAUUUCUAAUGGUGUGUAACAUUGUGCUUAAAUUAAAGUGAAUAAUGCACAAUUUAAACUCAUUGUGAAACAAUUUAAACAUAAAACUAUAAAUAAAAACUAAACCAUUUUCAUAUAUCACUGGGAUUUUGUUAGUUGCUAGUUGCAUAGAUUGUUUAAUCAUAGCAAAGUUUGUUAAUUGGUCGUUUAUUCUUUUCUAAUUUGUUUUUUAAUUCGCUGGAUUGUUCGUCAAAAAGAUUUGUUAGUGUUACCAAAUCCUUUGGUCAUUUGAUGUGUACAAUUUCACAGUGUUUAAAAAAAUGUGUUGAUUUUGGGUAAAAGUUGUUUCAAAUGUAUAGAGUUUCUUGUCAAUAGAAAACAAUUGAAGCUCACUCAGCUUACUGAAACCAAAUUGAAGUUUAUUAAAAAAAAAAAAAAAUGUAUUUAACAAUAAAAAUGUACAUGUCCUCAUCUAAAAUAAUUAUUGAUUCUUAUUUUUUUAUUCGAUUUUAUAUUGAAUGAACUUUUUAUAACAAUGUAUUUUCUUUCUUCAUUUAUACAGAAAUACCAUUGAAUGAUUGCUAAAAAUUCAAGGGAAGUAACAUGGUAGUGACUCAUUCCUCACUUAUCCCCCUUCAACCUUGGACUGCUGUAGCACUCAUUUCUCUGACUUGAUUUCAUCUGACCUGACAGGAUAAGUGGACAGUUUACUUGAUUGGAAGACUUGGACCCUUUCAACCAGGUAAGAAAGCAGGUGCUAUUCAUCACUGUAAGGCCUGAAGGCUCUUCUGAUGUUUUGACAUCACUGAUGGCUCAUAACAUAAACAAAAUUGUGUUUUAGUUUUAUCAUUUAAUGUUUGAAAGGAAAGUCUGGGGAAACAAAACAACAAAUAGUAAUUUCUUUUCUAAAAUUGUAAAUAUUGGCCUGUUCAACAUAUGCCCAACACAUGCAAUGUUCCCUCUAAGGUUUGUUGGUUCGUAUGCAAAAUCAUACUGUUGUAUGAAAAGUUUUACAGCAUCAAUUUUUGUGUGCAAAAUAUACAGCCCACAAACAUACACACACAGGGACAUUACAUAAAUGAAGUAGUGCACAAAAUUUUAUAUAAAUAAAAAAAAGGAACUAAAAUUAAAUAAUUCUAAUCAGAAAUGUCACAAUAGUUAAAACAAAAUCAAAGCUUCAUUUAUUUCUAUUAUUUAUCCCGUCGUUGGGUCAAGCAACUAAAUUCCACACACCCACUUCAAAUGGCUGCUAGUCGUUUGAUUGACUUGUUCCUGGAGGUACUCUGGCGCCUGUCUUUCAACGAUAUCCAUCUUUUAUACAAAUCGUCAAGGUUGAGCUGAUGUCCAUCAUUCUGAUGUGAUUUAAUCCUCAUAAGCAUGUCUAAAUGUAAAUCUUCCAGCCUAUUUCUAGAAUUUAUUUUUAUAUUAUUCAUUAGGCUGAAUCCACAUUCACAAUCGGCGAUAAAUGUAAGAAAUGUAGCACAAAAACCAACAGAAUGGCAAUGUCACCGAAUUGCUCCUCAUUUAUUAGAAAUCUAACCAUCUCAUUGAAAGUUUGCAUCAAGCCUUAUUUCAUUUUUUCUGCAAGCACAAACCUUAAGUUAUGAUGCUGAUCCUUAACUUUCUGCAGAAUGUCAUCAUAGUUUUCCAAGAAUGCUGCAUAUCUAGAAAUCAGUGCUGCAAAUUCUUCUUGGCCAAAACUUAUGUCUGAAGUGCCGAUUAACGCUGAUAUCUCAAAGAUUUGCCAUUGCAACAACUCACUUUCAGGGAAACAAGAGUCCAGGUGCAAACAUAAAAAUUCAACGAACUUUAGGAUAGAACUCAUGUUUAUAUCCUCGUCAUUUGCAAGCAGUUUAGCAACCUCUUCGGACCAGUGCACAUUUUCACAAAGUUACUAAGCACGGAGCUUGGCGAGCCUUGAUUUUACGAAUUGGUAUGCCUCGAUGGUCGUAAGAUUUUUCUUUGUAGCAGCUUGCAUAAUUCAGCAAGCUCACCAACAACUUCAUCAAGGACAAUUGGUGCUGUUUGAAACUCCGGAUCCCUUAGUUUCUUCAAAGUACUUAUGAACCGGAUCAUUAUACAGGCCCACCUGCUCCUCACAGUAUUCAGUCAACAGUUGUAUGUUUCUCAGUAAUGCUCGUAAAGCAAAGUGCAGCGAAAGCCACCUGAUUUCAUUCAAUGGUCUAAUAAGGGGUACAGAAUCACAUUCCAACACCUUAGCUAGAUGGUAAACUGGGCUCUCCGUACUGUCGACCUACUGAAUAAUGAGUACACUGUCCAAAGGAAUGUUUCAAUUUCUGCCUUUAAACUUAUACGUUUGCAAGCAUCAUCAAUGCCUAAAUCUUCACGAUAAGCAACACAAUGUUGUUCAAGUAGAUGUUGAAUUUAUUGGUGAAGAAUUGCUUCAUGUUCUUGCCUAGCUUAACCGAUGCACCAUCAGGGAUAAACAUAGCCAUUUUCUGCAUGUCCAAUGUAUUCUCUUGAUAAAACUCUGUUAUUGCUGAUUCCACCGAUUUACCGCCUUAGGCCGACAGACAGAAAAUUCCAACAAACACUGUCUUGUAGACAUUACCGGGAUAUGGCAGAAAAUUUGCGUAUAAGAUAAACAUUUAUGUCAGUGCUCUUAUAUACUGUUAAUGUGUGGAAAUUUGUAUUUCAAAGUUCGCUAAUUAUAGCAUCCUUCACUACAGAGUCGAUAGAAUCAACAAACUCUAAAGCGUAAUUCUUACUGCACCAGCUAUCAGGGAAUGGGGCAUACUUAGCCAUAUUGAUGUGUAUGUAUUGAACCGCAUUCAUAGAUGUGUUCAUGUUGAUAAUAGCCAAGAGGACGUUGUCAAUCAAAAUUUUAACCUGGUUUUCUUUAGCACUUUUACGUUGUGCUGCUUCUUGUCUCAUGCCUCAAUCAGCAACACUUUCUGUAAGCAUUCGCAGUACACCUCCUGAGUGUAUAGAACAAAUUCUCUGUAUUAGCAUCUGUGUGUAUUUUUUGCUUGAUACGUCGUUUAAGAUAAACCAGCUUCCAAGCCUCCCACCUUAUCCCUUUGUGAGAAAUCACCACCGGCAUUAGCUUUGAAGCACAUUUCACAGAGAACAUCAUCAUCAAUUACACAUUAUUUAAAAAUAUCAACCAGCUCGACAGUCCACUCUAAUGACGAAUCUCGUUGUGCUGCAUGCACUAAUUCAUUGAGCCAUUCCGUUUUAAAAUUUGAUCCACACUUUUUCUUAGCAAACGAUGACGCCGACCAUUAGGUUAACUGAUGUUUAGACAACAGUUAAAACAUUAUUAAAAAUAAUUAGCUACUAUAUUUAUAGUAAAUUAUAGACAUGAGAUUUAUUUACUUGUUUUUUGGGGGGGUUUUUCGGGAGUCGACCAUGAACACUUUAAUCAUCAGAUUUGUGCUACUUCUGUCUGUGGGUGUGAAGACCGGGUCUUCCUGGCAUGUCUCUUGCGCUCUGCAGCCGCUGUUCCGCUAACUUCAUGUUGCAUGGAGCUCCUGUGAAAAGUGAAACGCCAUGAUGUUCGAUCCUUUUCUUUUUCCUCCCCUGGGUUUAUGUCGAACGCUUUCAGUGAGGCUUUAAGGUUGUCUUUAAAACCUUUCUUCUGCACACCAGCAGACCACCUUCCUUGUUGGAGCUCACCAUAGAAAAUUAUUUUGGGGAGCGAAGCUGGGACUGCAUUAAGAUGGUAAAGAUGCUGGGGAGACCUGCAUGGGUGAGCACCUCAGUGUCUGGGACCCUGUCCUGCCAUUAAAUGUUGAGGAUUUUUCUGAGUAUUGUUGUAUGAACUUUAUGCACAUUCACUGCGCAGUAUCAAUAAUUCUACGUAAAAAAUUAGAAGGUAAAAAUAUAAAUCUGAAUCAAAUUAAAAACAUAGAUGUAUAUGUUAUAAAACUGUAUGGUUCAAAUUUAUUUUUAUACAAAUUUGCCCGAUACUCAAAACUGCUGCGCGGCAUCUGUGAGAUAGCUGCGUGGCCGCGCAGCCACACAGCUCAAAGAUAACAUUAAACACAUGUACAUAUUAUCAUUAUUAAGUCAUUUGAGGUUUUGCAGUAUUCAAAACAAAUGACUUUCCUGAUGAAGGAGAAACAUGUUUAUGUUGUAUUUUAAAGCCCGCCCCCCCCCAUUUUCACUUCUUAUUUUUAAAUCCUAACAUUUUCCAGAUAAAAAAUUUACAAAACAUAAAUCUUGGUGGGAAACAAAUAAUUCUAUCAAACCCUCUUCCCCAUUUUUUAUUUUAUUAAUUGUGUAAGUGAACUAGUAAUUCUGUUGUAUGUUAAUCUUAAUCAAGAACAUCAAGCUAAGGGAUUAAUCACCCAUGUAUACAGAAUGUCAUAUUUACAAAUUGCUGUUAAACAAAAACUAUUAAAAUUAUUCUAUCGUCUCUCUACAGAAAUAAACAAUCUCCAGACCGAGGCUGAGAAAAAAAAUAUUUUUCUUGGACACAGCCCCUUUGCAAAAACUUAUUAAUCAUGAACGACUUUAGUUCCCCAAGCACAGAUGAGCCCCUCAUCGGCAACCCCCGAGUGCACGUUGAAGGCCGCGAGAACUAUGAGCGCAACCACAAAGCCUCCGACUGGUUCGCUCACAACAACAACCCCACCUCUGACGCUAAACCCGACGCCCGUCUCCGGUCUGAUGCUGCUCGUGACAACGCCUUGAAAAACCGGGGCUCCAUGAACGAGAACAUGCAAGGCUACGCCAACCCGCCCGUUUCCAGGAACCUUCACCCCAGGGGAGUGAAGCCCGAGGCACAGGAAAAUGCUGCCGGGAACCAAGGGGAUGGGAUGAAGAAUCUGAUUGAGAACUAUGGAAACCUUGAGGUGUCACCUCGACCAGUGCCGAAGGUGAGCACAGUCCCUACUGAAAUUUUAUUUAGGUAGCUUUGAGAUUGCUUUAAGCUUAAGUUAUGUGAUAUACUGGCAUCUGUCCACCACAAUGUAACCUGGUGUAGACUUGGCAGGAUGAAAUUACAAGUCCUGGGAUUUCUUUUUUAAGGAGGAUAAGCUGGUUCCCUAAACAGCAAAUCACCCUCCUCGGUGCAUCUGGAUAACCCAAGGGAACAUCAUAUCUGAAUGAUACAGCUUGGCACCAGUAGCAUCGCAGGAGUUACCAGAAUUUUCAUUAUGUGAAUGUCAUUUUCUUUUAAAAAAAAAAAAAAAAAAAAAAAAAAAAAAAAAAAAAAAAAAAAAAAAAAUUUUUUUUUUUUGUUGUUGUUGCUGAUGUUGACUUUGUACCACGCUUCGAGCCUUUGUAGAUGAAGCAUGUUUUUGAAAUAAACUUUAUUAUUAUUAUUAUUAUAUAAAGAUAUAGUUCAUCAGUCAAAAUAAAAAAUGACCACUUUAAUCAUCAUAUAUAUUAAUUGUAAUAAUGGCUGUGGGUGCGCUGAUGGCUGAUGAGGCAGAUUCUGGCACAAAAUGUCCUUGUGCGGUAAUUGCAAGGGAUUGAUGGGACGUCUCCAGGUGCAGAGUUAACCCGGGGUUUUCUGGCAUGCCUAUUGUGCUCUGCAGCCACUGUUCUAUUGGCUGAUUGCUGUGUGGGGCCUUUGCGUACAGAGGAACGACAUGAUGCUUGAUACUUUGCAGUUUCUUCCCAUGUGUUAGCGUUAAAAUAUAAUGCUUUUAGAUUGUCUUUAAAGCAUUUCUUAUGUCCGCUAGCUCAAGCUCGCCAUAGAAUAUUCUUUUGGACAAGCCGUCAGCCAAUAUUUGCGAAACGGGGACUGCAUUAAAAUGGUAAAGAUGCUGGGGAGACCUGCCUGUGUGAGAACCCCAGCGUCUGGGACCUUGUCCUGUCAUUUGGUGUUUAAGAUUUACCUGAGACUUGGUGUAUGAAAAGUGGUUCAACAUUCUUGCAUGGUGUUAAUAGACCAUCUACAUUUCUCAGGCAUAGAGAAGCGUAGGGAGCACAGCCGCCUUAUAUACUUCCAUUUUAGUUUGGAUGCUGAUACCUCUCCUGGUCCAUACAUUAUUAGACAGUUUUCUCUUGCAGUGCGAAGGUUAACCUUGUCAUCGACGAUAGCGCUUUAGGAUCGUGUGCUGCCAUGGUGUGAGACGCUAUCUAUCACACUUAGCCUUUGGUCAAUGCCAUACAGCACGGGACCCCAUCUUUGGGUUUGAAUUCAGAGUUUUCCUUCUCUUAGAUGAGUUACAAUCCAAGGAUAACUAGUCCCAUCCACCCAAAGAGCUUUUGGGUUUUUUUUUGCUUGACUAGGCUUUUGGUCGGGGUUGAACUCCAGUCCACAAGCUUGCGAUUGAUUCAGUUUAGACAGCUGGAUGGCUGAGGGGUCUAUGUUUUAUAAGACAUAAAGUAAUUAAAUCAGGCCUGCACAACUCAAAAUGUAAGGCGGGCAGUAACACUUUAUGAAAAACUUGUGCGGGGUGAAAGAAAAUAGGACAGGGGGAAAGCUAUUAAGAAAAUAAUAAUAAUAAAGAAUAUUUUGUUACUUCGAGGGCCACAAGGUGGGUGCUGGCGGGCCUUAUUUUGGGCAGGCUCAGUUGAAUUAGAUUAUUGGGUGCUGGGUGGCUGAGUGAUAUAAACUGAGCCAAUGUUAAGUUCAUGGUUUGAAGUUCAAUCCCCACCAUAGGCCAGUCAAGCAAAAGAUGAAACCCAGAGAUGGAGUCCCAUAGGCAGAUAACAUUGGCACAAUUAAACAUUCCGACAACUCAUGUAACAUCCACAUGAAGUUCCAUUGGGUUAUUCAGAAGAGAGGCAAUUUGCUUUUAAUUCUAAAAAGAAUAAUCCCAGAUCUUGUGGAUUUAGUCCCGCGAAUUCUACACCAUCGUCAUAUUGUGACAGAUGGGCACCACCAAAAAAUUUGAUGAUGGUUCUAAGAAAGAAAGUUACAAGGUUAAAAACCACCCCUCAAACAAUAAAGAAUUAAGUCUGUGAUAAAGCUUGAGUAGAUUAAAAGGCACAGUUUUGGGACCAGCUGUUCUGAUGAUGUAUUAUUUGUAUUAUAUUAUAUUCUGUUGUAUCCUGUAUUAUAUAUGUUUAGUCUUUUGAAGAAGGGAUUGCACAGAAAUGAUAUUGAUUUUAUCAGUGAUAAAUAAAAUUAAAUAAAAGGUGGCCCUAAACUUGUUUUUGUGCUUGAUUUGUAUCUUUUUGACACAACUUAAGAUUUAUCACAGACUUAAUAUUUACAGUUUAAGGAGUGGUGUUUAACCUUGUGACCUUUCCUUCUUUCCUUCCAGCGGCUGGACAACAUUGGUUUCAGAAAUACUUACUUUAGUAAUAAAACCCCUAUAAACAAAGUUUUUCGUAGAAAUCCUUAAUAUGCAUUUUUGUUCAAAAUUUAUAUAAUAGUAUGUGAUUUGAAAACAAACUAUGUGCCAAGUUUCAGGUCCAUAGGAUGACGGGAAGUGGGUCAAUAUGCCUUCAAUAUGCCUUCAGAAGAUUUGGCUUUUGCCACAAAGAAAGAAACACACAAACAAAAGGGAAGUUAAUAUAAAGGAUUUAAAAAGGAAUUUUCCUAAGUCUGUUUUUUUUUUUUUUUGUAGGUGAAAGGUGCAGACGCAGAAGAAUAUCUACAAAGGGGGCAGGGAUCAACGAAAGUUCUCCUUGACCACUACAGCUCUGCACCCAUUCCUGCCAAUGAAUUUCCCCCCAAGCACAGAUUUGGAAUUGGUGCUGAAGAGGUUGGUGGUCUGCCACGGGCUCUUUCAGCUUUAGUUGUUAAGUUACUUUUUAGGCCAAUACAACAGCUAGCUACUUAACUAGGUCAGUACAACAGCUAGCUAACUAGGCCAAUACAACAGCUGCCUAAUUGUGUUGAAAAUGUAUGAAGUUUGGCAGAUGGUUGUGGGGGGGGGGGGGUCAGGCAAAAAGGCAAGACAUCAUUUAUGGAUGUUAGAAAACAAGGCUCAUUAAAUCUAUUAAUGCACAUAUACAAUUGUUAUUAUUUUUUUAAAAGUACUUAAUAAAUGAAAUUUAAAAAAUUAAUGGAAGCCUCUAAAUAUUUAGCGUUAGAUAAAACAUUAGACAUCUAGGCCGAAAUUGCAGAGUGGUAUCUAAGACAAGAUGUGCAGCUAUGCUAACUGCCAGGCCACUACUGACAACAACAUGCCGGGUGCGUUAUCUUUUACACUGGCCAGAUACAGUUUUAAUCAGACAGAAAAUUCUUUGUCGCAAGGUUUAUAAAAUACCAUUUAUGUUUAUUGAGCUCUCAUUACCCUCAAUAUUUUUAUUUUUACCCCAUUCGGGGUAAUUUACCCAGGCUCACCAAACUCUGAGGUAAACCUGUACAAAUUCUCAAGCGGUAUGAGGCUCUGGCUAAAUCGGCUUUUAAAAUACCAUUAUGUUAUCGACAUCAGCAAUUGUUUCUGUUGGUUACAAAGUGCCCUUGCCCUUUGUUAUUACAUCCUGGCACUUGUCCUUUACCAUGGCAAAAAGUUACUGACUUCUGGUAUGAAUGUUGUAUUGACUACUGCAAAGGAAAACACGCUAGCCCCUAACAGUUAGUCAUUAUAAUUUAUGCUAGGAGACCUCUCACAGAUGGGAAACUGAGCUAAUUGUAUAAUGUCUUCAAAAGAUUGCAGAGAAGCACAAAGGUGAGCGCAUGGGGCCCUUGAUGAGGCUUGAGGGCACCAAGACACCUAGGGAGCCCAAGCAGGGGCGUUUACAUCAAGAGUCUUCGGGCAGGUUAGUGGAGACAGCUGUUUAACAUUGACUUGAAUAAAUUAGAACACCGAAUAAGUCAUGAAAAUUGGAAAAAUAGAUAAAUAGAUAAGCUUGUAAUGAAUGUAGUCAAGAAAAAAAACUUGGUUAAUUUAGUUUAUCCAUACUUCAAAUGAAAGCUAAAUAAAUAUUUAUGUUGGAUCUUUUCCCUGGCCUGCAUGCACAACAAGGCAAGUGUUUUAAUGUGUGUGUGUGUGUGGGGGGGGGGGGGCAGCUGAGUCAGUUUGUCAAAGAAUAUUCCAUCAAAUCAAAACCCAAUUUAUGGCUUAAUUAUGUUGGAUCUUUUCCCUGGCCUGCAUGCACAACAAGGCAAGUGUUUUAAUGUGUGUGUGUGUGUGGGGGGGGGGGGGGCAGCUGAGUCAGUUUGUCAAAGAAUAUUCCAUCAAAUCAAAACCCAACUUAUGGCUUAAUGAGAAAAUAUGAGAAAAAAAUUGUGUUUAAAGAAUGAACAUUUAAGAUAAAAAAAUGUGCCAUUACUUUCUGCAAACUUCUUUGCUAUUGUUAAACUGAAGUUGUUGCUGGAUGUGCUGCCAUCUGUUUCAAACAGUUUCUUUUUUUUUUUGGCAUUUUAAAAAUCGAAGACAACAAAAGUUGAAUUAGGAUGUGAUGUCCAAACCAAAAUGUAUUUUUUUAAAUCAUCCAUUUAAAGUUAAUAAAGAUUUUGUAAAAAAACAGAGGACUGCAUUAUUUGUGAUUUUGAGAUAGUCAAGGCAAAGGGAAAAACCCAUGUAUUUACUACAGUCUCUUGGCCAAAACAAAAAUGACACGCCAAAGUGGGAUGAUCUUGACCCUAAGGUUCCCUUAGAGCAUUGCAUGCACUUUUCAGGGGCUGGGUGACCUCUCCAGGGAUCUCUCCAGCGCCCCCCUCACCCUUUUUUAUAAAUUCAUUCUAAAUAGAGAUCAUUGAGUAAAAAUGAAAUAUGCCGAGCUACUUAAACAACCAUUUGGAAACCAAUAAAUAUGUCUUUGAGUUUCGUGAAAAUGACAAGAAACUAAAAACACAUGGACUCUGAAAUGUUGUCCUAUCUUUCUCCAGUGGUUGGGAUGAGGACCCGCCCCAGCACCGCAUGCGACCUGAAGGUGAAGGCAUUGCCCAGAAGAACAGCGCUGACUCUAUCAAUGAGAUUAUUCUCCAGAACAACCAUGACUUGCCACAGAAGAAGACACCCAAAGUGCUUAAACACAUGACGGUAUCGGAGAACUCGUAAGUUGUCUCGCAGAAAACUGAUGGCAACUCAGUAACACUGAGUUAUCUUACAGAAAACUGCCAGCAUCACAAAAUGAAAAGUUAGAAAACUUGAAGCAUUUACUUAAGGAGACCAACUCCAUUACCUUCAUAUUAAUGAAGCAAGCAGUAGGCGCCCAGUAAUACCCUGAAUACCUCCCCUUUUAUCUAUCUAAACUUUUAUAUGAUCUUGUAUUCCAGACGUAAGACUCCACCGAACCGAGUCCGCCUGGACGGAGUCCGCAACAUGGAGAAAGCCAGAAAUCAGGAUGAGAUGUCUGCCAUCAUGCACGGCAGCCCCGUCCAACAGCAGCGACCAGACAGUGCCAAGAAACAUUUGCCCCAUCUGCAGAGGUCUGAACUGUGGUAGGGUCAACCAUGAAGAUGCAACUAGUGUGUUGAGUGGGAGGAGGAUUAUUGAUCAAAAUGAACUUUAUAUUUGGAGGCCAUGUUUAAAAAAUAUUUUUGUCUGCUCCAAUAGAAAUUGAUCUGCUGAAUAACUGAGAUAAACAACGAAUUCUUCAUUCAAAAAUUAGAAUUCCUAGCUGAGCUGAUAGAUGUUUGAAUAAUUAGUAGUUUUUGUUACCAUUGCUGCAGCUUAAUCCCUUACUCAAUCAUUUAUUAGGUGCAGUUAUCAGAGAACAAGGGCCGCUACUUAGGCAUUACUGUGAAAUAAAAUUAAGAACAAUUAUCAGGCUGUGGUACUCUGGGGUAUUAUUUGAAAAAUGUUGAUUGACGCUGGCAGUUGUAAAAAAGACUUUUUUUUAGUUCCCCGUUUUUAUGGCCAUGGUCAUUUUUUUCUCAACAUAUGUACUUAAUAUGCAUUGCUUUAUCAUAAAUGCAACAUUUAUGCAUACAUAAAACUAAUUUAAGCUACAAUAAUUUAUAUUUGUAUGUUGAUAAAUGACAAUGUUUCAAGAUAUGGCUUUAAAUUUUUAAAGGGAUGCACAAUGUUGCAGCAAUGGAAAUGACUUAUUGUGUUUACAGAGUCUCUGAGCAUCCUGUACUUAAUUUGUAUGAAAUAUAUUAUGGAAAAAUAAUCAAAAUGUCGGCAAUUCUUGAAAAUUUUUAGGGGGUAAUAGGAUUAGAUUUAAUAUGUACAUUUUGAAUGUAUCUAAUCUCAUCAUCUAAUACAACGGCUCCCAUUCACCUUGAUUACACAUUUUAUUUAACACACACACACACACACACCCCCCCACCCCAAUUUUGAAAUAUAGCUUCUUGUAUAUGAAUAUACCACAAUUUGUGAACCGCUGAUCUACUAUACUAAACUACCCUUAUGUCAUUUAGACUUGGAGAAAAGAAUAUCUCAUCAUGAUAAUUGUCUUUUUUAAAGAGAGACUACUAAAUGUAUUUUAUUAAAGUGGACAAGGCAAAGAAGUUUUUAAAAAAAAAACUUAAAAAAAAAAUAUUCACAUGUCUUACAUUACAUAUUUUUAACAACAAAUCUGCUUAAAGCUUGUUAAGAAUUUAUAAUAAUUUAUUUUAAUUUAUAUAACCAUGAUUAAUCUGGAUACCCAUGUAUGUGUUUUGGCAUGUGUAUAUUUAAUACAUCAUUACAUCAGACCUUGUUUUAAAGUAUAAAAUACAAUUUUAAAUUUCCUUUUUACAGACACUACUAAAUUAUUCUUGCUAGAAAUCAUGUAGUGUCAGAUAUUUAUAGUACCAUGUGUUUUUUUGUUUGUUUAUAGUAAAACAAAGAGUGGUAACAAAAAAAUAAUUAAAUUUUAAUCUGUUGAGAGCAAUAAAAUGGAGAGGAGAUAAAAAAAAGGGAAAAUCUUAUGUAUGUUUUUAGGCUUUCUAUUGUUCUGCAAAUACAGCUUUAUCUGAUGGAAAAAGAAAGAAGCACAUUUAAAAAAAAAAAUUAUCAAAAUUAGAUUAACAAAACACUAACAAGUUGUUGAAUUUUUUAAAAAAAUUCAUAAAUUAUAUAUAUUUGCCUAAAUAAUGUAGCAGGAAAUAAAUGUUGUUUAUUAUCAGGUUCUUGAAUUUCAACUAUUUUCAUUUAAUUAUUGUUCUUCCAGUGUUGUUUACCAUAGUCCCAAAAAUAUAUGCAAGGCAUUCCAAGGGGACAAACUUACAUUAUAUAUGCUUAUCAAUUUUUUUAAAUAUUUGUUUUUUCACUGGAACAAUAUACAAAAGUAAACAAUCAUGUCAAUGGAGGAAGAGAGAACUUUGAAAUGAAUUUUUAAACUUUUCUCCUCAAACAUCCAUUUUUGUUAAGAAUGUUUUUUGACAAUUUUUUUACUGACCAAAAAAAACAACUCUAUAAAAUGUAUAGACAACAUAUAAUUUCAAAUGGUGCUGCUGACAUUCUUAAAAUUUCCAUCCUUGCAUUGGUGGGUAUUGACCUUCAGUAUCUUCCAUUUCUCCCAUUAUCAAGUCACUGCUACUUCAUUUCAAGUUAUUAGUGCGCAUGUAAAUGAAUUCUUUAAAAAAAAUUAAUAAGAAUCAAAAUUGACUCUGUGGUUAACUUAAUGUGUAAUGUUGAAGGUAUUAAAACCCGGGUUGUUGUUUUUUUUUGUUGUUUUUUUUUACAGGCAAAUGUUAUUAUAAUAGUUUCUUGCCAUCACUGUGCUGCAACCUUUAUUUAUUUAUUUGUAUAGUUUGAAAAUCUUUUUGCUUUGGUGGAACAAAAUCCGCUUUUUGUUGUUUCAUAGUCAACAUGGGAUCAAGGAUAGACUUUGUGUACUCAUGAGUUUGUUAUAGCCCUCAGUAGUUAGUUUAUCUCUAGAAAACAAUAAUCAAAUCUGAAGGUAUUUACACAGAUAUUUACUAUUUAUUGACUAGUAAUAUACAUUUACAUUUUAGUCUCAGAUUAAGCCUUUUUAAGGGAUUCAUCUUAAAUUUUUUAAACAUUGUUUUGUCAAAUAUUUUAGUGAUUUUUACAAAUGUGUUUUUAUUUUUUUUUACAAUACAGAAAUAUGUGUUGUUUCAGAUGACCCAUAACACCUAAUUGUUAUUCAUGCUUACUCUUAUAAUUUCUAAAAUUCAAACUCUUUGAAAAAGAUCUACAAAAUUGGAUUUUAAAUUUUGAAAAAUCAAAAUAGACUUUUUGCUAAAAAAUUUAAUGUGCAAAGUUGAUGUAUUUUAUCCCCUCUUGAAAGACUUUAGUCUUAAAGACCUUGCUAAAAUUAUUUUAGGCCGAAUUUAUGACCAUGAAGUGUGCACAAAAGAUUUGUACAGAUUAUCUGUGACAUGCAAUUUUUGUUGCUUGUUUGAGGGGAAAUUUGCAUUUUGUCAACAUCUGUGAACUUAAUUAUGUUGUGUUCAUGAGAUAUUACCAUGGUUUAAAAUAUCACAAAAGCCUACUCAAAUGUGAAUUUAGGCAGUUCCACUGUAAAUUCUGUAUUCAUCCUUUUUAAUUUCAUUACAAUACAUUAAAUUACCUUAAGUCUAGUUACUUUUUAAAUUUUUAAUGCUUAAGUUACUGAUGGUAGUUAUUUUAUAUACUUAUUUUUUUGUUCAAAUCUUCAUAUAAAUUUAGCCAAAUGUACUUAAUUGAUGUUAGAACUUGUCAUUGUGAAAAGCUUGAGAGACAAAGAUCUGAAACUUAAUUUGAAGUUACAUGGCUUUUUUUUUCUUAACCCUUUUAAAUUGAUCAUCAAGUAAGGGCAGUCGCUCCGGUUAACUAAAUCAGCCGUGCCCAACAGUUGCUUCAGCUUCUGCUUUUAUGCCUCUUUGUGUGUUGAUAACUGUAAAGAAACUCAUUUACAAUCUCAUUUAUCUAAUUUUUAAAAUAUUUCUUUUGAAAGUUUAUUUAAAUAUUUUUUUUUUUUUUACUUGUUUUGAUCUGUCAGUCUUCACUAUAAUCAAAGGUUGUGAUGCCGAUUUUAUUAGUAUUUCAUUUUAAUCCUGUUGUGAUUACAUUUGCAAGAGCUUGACAACAGGACCUGAUCUUGUUUGUUGUGUGGGGCUUGUGUGUAAAUGCUCUUAGCUAACCAAGACAAGUGGCACAUUUAUUCUUGAAGAAGCUGAACAGGAAUUGUGAGAUUAGAAUCCUGUAGGUUAUGUUUCUUUCUUUUUUUUCUUUUUUUCUUUUUUUUGGUAAUUUUAUUUUUUACAAGUACCAAAAGUGAAAAUGCCCAGUUGAUUAAAUAUUUUUUUUUUACUGAAGUGCUGUGUGUAAUCUAUGUUAUUUUAGAUGAAAGGAAUGAACAAGUUGCCGUGUAAUUUUGGAGGAAACAUAAGCCUUCAAAGAAAUGUUUAAAGGUUGAGGGGGGAAAAAAAUGUUGUUUUUUAUUCCUGAAGAAAUUUUCAUUUUUCAAAUUUAUAUAGUAACUUGAGGUUUGUAAUAGUCAAGUUGACGACAUACAACAAGCAAUUUCACUUAAUGCUCUACAAAGUUAUACAAAUGAAUAAUGUAACUUUCAGUGAGAAAGUGGUGAUAUGAAUUAGUUUCCUUUUCUUUUCAACAGUAACACAGCAUAAGACAGUUGGUAAUUCAAGUUGCUUAGCAUGGGACUAUUGGUUAUUCCAGUUACAUAACAAGUGGAUUGUUGGUUAUUUCAGUUCCAUUGCAUGGGAUGGCUGGUUAACCACAGAGAGAGAUGAGCCAGAUUGGGAUGAGAGAACAAAAACUUGGCUCUGCUUGAAUGUUCCUAGUGUUGCGUUGUUAAUCGUUAAUGUUAAGGUUAAAAGUUUGUACUUGUUUACAAAAAAAAAAAAAAUUAAUUAAAAUUAAUCA
Messenger RNA from Lymnaea stagnalis (great pond snail), 18351 nucleotides. NCBI's taxonomy places the organism in Eukaryota, Metazoa, Mollusca, Gastropoda, Lymnaeidae. The record is from the annotation of a GenBank genome assembly.